AUGGAAGAUGAAUAUUCCUCAAGCAUGAUUUCGAGUGCCAAAACGAUUAUUAAUGUUCCAGCCAUGGAAACUUCGGAUUCAACCAACACCAACAUUUACGCAAUUCAUGCAAGGAACAAUAAGCGCCCAAGACUCGAAUAUCAUCAUGAAAUUGAUACCAACAACAUUAUUGCCUCCUCUUCUGCCAAGUUCAAAGGGGUCGUGCCUCAACAAAACGGUCAUUGGGGAGCGCAAAUCUACGCGAACCACCAGAGAAUUUGGCUCGGUACGUUCAAGUCAGAGAAGGCGGCGGCCAUGGCCUAUGAUAGCGCAGCCAUCAAACUCCGGAGCGGCGAUUCACAGAGAAAUUUUCCCUGGACUAGUCUGACUAUCCAAGAGCCUGAUUUCCAAAGCCGUCACACCAUAAAGAUGGUUCUUAAUAUGAUCAAGGACAGCUCUUACCAAUCGAAAUUCGAAGAAUUUGUAAGAACUCGAUCUCAAAGUAAGGAAGUCUUUAUUGACAAGGGAAAUCAUGAUCAACAUCUCAACAAAAAAAUAAAGGGCCAUGGAGAUGCACAAUUCUUGACGAGGCAACUAUUUCAAAAGGAGUUGACGCCAAGUGAUGUUGGUAAGCUUAAUAGACUUGUUAUCCCUAAAAAAUUUGCGGUCAAGUAUUUUCCUUACAUUAAUGAAGAUAUUAAUCAUGUGGAGGGAAAUGGAGCAGUAGAAGAUAUUGAGCUAGUUUUCUAUGACAAGAAUAUGAGGCCUUGGAGAUUUCGGUAUUGUUAUUGGAAAAGCAGCCAAAGUUUUGUCUUCACAAGGGGCUGGAAUCGGUUUGUGAAGGAAAACAGCUUGAAGGCCAAUGAUGUCAUCACGUUUUAUGCAUGUGAACACUACUGCCGUGGUACUGGAAUAUUAAGGGAGGUAAAUGGCCAAAGUUUUUGCUUAAUUGAUGUAACGCAUAAUGGGGUUAAUGUUGAAAGCAAGAAGUGUUUGAGUAACGAUAAGGAAGAGGCCAAUAAUUAUUAUCAUUGUGAAAAGCAUAUCAUGAAGGUGGCAUGGAAGCAAAAUUUUUAUCAAGGCAGUGAUCAGUUUAAAUACAAUGAAGAAGAUGUGUCUAACAAUUUGGAGGAGAAAGGAAUUAGGCUAUUUGGUGUACACAUCAAGUGA
This is a messenger RNA of Morus notabilis, 1149 nucleotides long. RefSeq names its product AP2/ERF and B3 domain-containing transcription factor At1g50680. The transcript has a single exon. Gene Ontology annotation, biological process: regulation of DNA-templated transcription. Gene Ontology annotation, molecular function: DNA-binding transcription factor activity; DNA binding. The coding region runs from base 1 to 1149 and encodes 382 amino acids. The record is from RefSeq and is a predicted model, not a curated record. Lineage: Eukaryota; Viridiplantae; Streptophyta; Magnoliopsida; Rosales; Moraceae.